GUUCCUGUGGAGUGACUACACGGUGGAGGUGCGCCUCAAUGACUACCUGGACAUCAUCUGCCCGCACUACGAGGAGGGGAGCGUGGACCCCCGCACGAUGGAGCGCUACACCCUCUACCUGGUGGAGCUGGAGGAGUACCAGGCCUGCAAGCCCCGCUCCAAGGAGCAGAUCCGCUGGGAGUGUGACAAGCCCAGCGCCCUGCAUGGCCCCGAGAAGUUCUCAGAGAAGUUCCAGCGCUUCACCCCCUUCACACUGGGCAAGGAGUUCAAGGAGGGGCACAGCUACUACUAUAUUUCCAAGCCCAUUCACCACCACGGGGAAGCGUGUCUGAAGCUGAAGGUGACGGUGGCUGGCAAAGGCA
Molecule: messenger RNA, 362 nt
Organism: Phaethon lepturus (White-tailed tropicbird)
Lineage: Eukaryota; Metazoa; Chordata; Aves; Phaethontiformes; Phaethontidae
Product: ephrin-A1-like
Exons: 2
Biological process (GO): axon guidance; ephrin receptor signaling pathway
Cellular component (GO): plasma membrane
Molecular function (GO): ephrin receptor binding
Source: RefSeq, a predicted model, not a curated record